Molecule: messenger RNA, 835 nt
Organism: Pseudogymnoascus destructans
Lineage: Eukaryota; Fungi; Ascomycota; Leotiomycetes; Thelebolales; Thelebolaceae
Product: cytoplasmic tRNA 2-thiolation protein 2
Exons: 1
Coding region: 155-685 (176 amino acids)
Biological process (GO): tRNA wobble position uridine thiolation
Cellular component (GO): cytosol
Molecular function (GO): sulfurtransferase activity; tRNA binding
Source: RefSeq, a predicted model, not a curated record
CAAUGAAUGAAGAGUUCCAGAUCUGUCUUUGCAUGGCCAACACAAUGCCAUCUAUGUUUCUUCUGCAUGAACCCCUCUCAUUGCCCUACAUGAACGAGAGGAACAGAGUUAUCGAUACUGACUCCCGCGUCGGACAGAGUAACACGGCGUCGAGAUGCGAGGACAGUUCAUUCCUGCAAUUCCCCGCAGUUCGUACGUAGAGCACAGCAUCACCAAAUACCCUAGCUAUCAUCGACACAAAAGCCCAGCCCCCUCAUUCUCUCCACCAUCCAACCUCCCCUCACCACCACUUUGCCCUCACGCGCCUUCUGGUAUCCCGUCGCCGAGAAGAACAACUGCAGCAGCAUCCUAUUCGGCGACUCAACUAUCAACUACCCGGCUCGCCGAUAAAACACUCACCGAAACUCCCAAAGGCCAGGGGUUCUCUCUUCCCUGGCAGGUCUCUGACGGCACAUCGCCGUUUGGUGACAACCUGUCCUUCAACUACCCGAUGCGCGAUCUCUUGAAGAAAGAACUGGUCGCGUUCACCAAGCUCACGUCGCCCCGUCUGGCCGACAUAGUGCUCCCAGUGAACACCAAGUCAGCUCUGAGUACCAGCAGCAAGACCACGACAAUUGAUGACUUGAUGACACAAUACUUCGAGUCUGUCGAUAUUACCCGAACAUUGUGGCGAAUGUCGUUUUGAGUAGUAUUGCUCUUGUUGUUGGUGUGAUAAGCCAAAAUAUGUAUGGUGACUUGUAGGUUUGAGGAGGAGAUUUCCAAGUUUGCUCUUGAGUUUGAUAGCAAACUGAGUGCAACGAAUGUCAGUAUGACAUGAUACCCCUCUUAAGGACGU